Molecule: messenger RNA, 1482 nt
Organism: Orycteropus afer afer
Lineage: Eukaryota; Metazoa; Chordata; Mammalia; Tubulidentata; Orycteropodidae
Gene: CD5
Product: CD5 molecule
Exons: 10
Coding region: 1-1482 (493 amino acids)
Biological process (GO): T cell costimulation
Cellular component (GO): plasma membrane
Source: RefSeq, a predicted model, not a curated record
AUGACCCACUUAGGGGUUCCAGCCUGCAGCAUAGAAAUCCCUACCCCUGAACUUCGUGAUGUCACUUCCUGCCUCGGAGCCUUCACCAGAGAGCACGGAGUAACCCCAAGGGUGAGGCUGAGCCACUCGAACUCGCGGUGCCUGGGCCAGCUGGAGGUCUUUCACCAGGACCGGUACUCCUCAGUGUGCAGCCAGAGCUGGGGCCGGAGCUGGGACCGAGAGGAGCCCGUCAAGCUGGCCAAGGAGAUCUGCCAGCAGCUGAGCUGUGGGGAGGCCCUGACGCUCACCGCCAUCCCUCGCUUCAACCAUCCAUGGAACCAGAUCCUCUGCCACGGGCCCCUAGGGUUCCUCAACUGUACAAGCACCAGUGCUGCUCGGUGCCACCCUCUGAGCCUGAUCUGCUUAGACCCACCGACAGUGACGCCUCCACCCACAAGCCGCCCGCCCACCACCACUCCGGAGCCCACAGCACCCCCCAGGCUGCACCUGACAGUGGGGCCUGGGGUUCUGCACUGUGCAGGCAACGUGGAGUUCUACCAGGGCAGUCUGGGUGGCACCAUCAUCGACGAGGCCCAGGACCUGACCCAGGGCCUGGGGGACCGCAUCUGCGCAGCCCUGCAGUGUGGCUCCUUCUUGAGGCGUCUGCCAGAGGCCAGGGCAGCCGAGGGGGCACGCUCGGAGCACAGGCCCUCACCAACGCAAUGGAAGAUCCAGAACGCCAGUUGUGCCUCCCUGGAGCAGUGCUUCCGAAAGACCCAGCCCUGGGAGGGCGGCCAAGCUCUUGCCCUCAUCUGCUCAGACUUCCAGCCCAAGGUGCAGAGCCGCCUGGUGGGUGGCCGCGACACAUGUGAAGGCACCGUGGAGGUGCGCCAGGAAAGGCACUGGGCAGCCCUGUGCGACAGCUCGCCAGCCAAGAACGCAGCACGGUGGGAGGAGGUGUGCCACAAUCAGCAGUGCGGCAGCGUGAACACCUAUGGGGAGCUGGAUGCCGGGGAGAAGACCUCCCGGGGAGUCUUCUGUCUCCAGGAGAAGCUGUCCCAGUGCCAUGAGCUUCAGGAGAAAAGGUCCCGCUGCAAAAGGGUGUUUGUCACAUGCCAGGACGUGCGCCCCCAGGGCCUGGGGGCGGGCACUGUGAUGAGCAUCCUCCUGGCCCUUCUGCUUCUGAUGUUGCUGCUGGUCAUGUGUGGGCCCCUCGCCUACAAGAAGCUGGUGAAGAAAUUCCGCCAGAAGAAGCAGCGCCAGUGGAUUGGGCCAACGGGAAUGAACCAGAGCAUGUCUUUCCAUCGCAACCACACGGCGACUGUCGGGUCCCAGGUUGAGAACCCCACAGCAUCUCACGUGGAUAACGAAUACAGUCAGCCCCCCAGGAACUCGCACGUCUCAGCCUAUCCGGCCCUUGAAGGGGCCCUGCACCGCGUUUCUGCACAGCCUGACAACUCCUCCGACAGCGACUAUGAUCUACGCGGGGCUCAGAGGCUGUAA